This is a messenger RNA of Folsomia candida, 1509 nucleotides long. Its product is annotated as SEC14-like protein 2. The record is from RefSeq and is a predicted model, not a curated record. The coding region runs from base 425 to 1240 and encodes 271 amino acids. Gene Ontology annotation, cellular component: cytoplasm. Lineage: Eukaryota; Metazoa; Arthropoda; Collembola; Entomobryomorpha; Isotomidae. The transcript has 6 exons.
GUACCUGUGAAAAGCGGUUGCUAUUUUUUUGAGCCAUGCUCAAUUUUUUCAUGAGCCUGUAUCUCGUUCAUUGGAUUGCAACAUCACAAUUGUGGAAUGUUCUAAAAAAUGCAUUUACUUAUAACAUAUAUGUACAUCUAUAUUCUCUAAGGUUUUAGUUGGGAUCAAUCCCAUCGAAGCGAAACAAGUAGCAAAAGUUGAGAAUAACACAACAGCGUCAUAAUUUACGUACAAAUGGCAGUGAUAGGAGUUCAAUAAUAUACCAUUUAAAUAAUAUAAAAAUCUAUAAAUUAGCCCUACCAGACUUUGGCACACUAAUUGCUGUGAAUUGAGUCCCGUUGUUUCGCAAUUGCGUUAUCGGCUUUGGAUCUAACUUUUAUCCAGGCAAAAAGUCAGUUUGCUACUUGAAUGAAGGGACGUCAGGAUGAGCUUUCAUUCCGAUCAGGAAAAGCAACUUAUCACAAAGUUUCGGAGCAGAGUGUUUGAUAUUUUAAAACCUGGAGAGGAUCGUUCGGAUCAGUUUUUGCUCAGAUGGAUUCGAGCUCAGGAUGGAAAUAUAGAAAAGGCAGAGCUUAUGAUCCGAAAGUCCUUUGACUGGCGAAGGGAGUAUGGUUUUGACGAUAUCCUGUACCAAGCCAUUGACCCCGUGCUAAUGCACCUGUGCCCCUACUCCAUGCUCGGCUUGGACACUCUGGGUCACCCGGUGGUCUCUUUCUCCAUUGGCCGGUGGGACCUUGCCCGCAUUGUCAAUGAGGGAAGAGAGGUCGAGUUCGUAACCCACUACACUCAACUGUUUGAAAAGGCCAUGGAGCGGAUUCGAGAUAGCAAUAAGGGUCGCAAACCAUGGGAAUUUCAAAACACACAGUUCACGGCGAUUGCUGACUGGGCUGGAUAUUCGUACCAACAGCUCGUCAAUUUUAAAGCAGUGCAGCUAAUGUUGAAAUUGGCCUCCUCGUUUGACUCCCACUACCCAGAGACGCUCUACAAAGCAUUUUACAUCAACUGUCCAGCCAUAUUUCCCCGUCUGUUCGCCAUGCUCAAGCCUGUGAUGAGGGACAAGACUGUGGCGAGGAUCAAGGUGUACGGGACGAAUCGCCAAGAGUGGGAGGGGAAAAUUAAGCGCCUCGUGCACUCCAACCAACUUCCCCCCGAGUACGGAGGCACUGCAGGGCCUGUUUCUCUUUCAGCUGCACAAGGCCAGACGACGACCCUGACGACGACAGGAGCUUACCCUCAAUAAGCCUCCUGGGUGUACAUGCAUGCACAAAUGAAUAACAAUUCCAGUUUUAAGAGAUCGAUAUUAUUAUCUUUAUUGUAUUCGCGAAGAAGUAAAAUUCAAAGUUUCAUAGCGGUAUGCUAUGCUAGAGAUUUAUCACAAAAUAGACUUCCUCGACAAGUAAAUAUUUCGUGUUUAGAUUUAUUAGUUAAAUCGAUAGCGGCUGCAUUACAAAUAAAAGCUUCUGUAGCAUAAUGUGACAAAAAGACAAAAAAUGACAAAAAGGAAGGGAA